Molecule: messenger RNA, 588 nt
Organism: Mizuhopecten yessoensis (Yesso scallop)
Lineage: Eukaryota; Metazoa; Mollusca; Bivalvia; Pectinida; Pectinidae
Exons: 3
Coding region: 37-588 (183 amino acids)
Source: RefSeq, a predicted model, not a curated record
GAUCUUCUGAAUCGAACGAGAUUUAGGAAAACAAACAUGGCGUCUGAUGGCGAUAUUGUGGCAGCUGUAAUGUGCCUGGAUGACGAUGUUGAAGAUUUUCAGCUAUGUGGAUCGACUACGAUGAAUACCGUUGUAAUCGGGAUUAUGACAAUGCCAUUGCGGAGAGAUUUGCCUCGAAUCGAAAACUAUGUGGAAGAAGUGGUACCAAAAUACAGCCCUGAUUCUUUCAGAACCUUUUUUAGAGUUUCUAGGAGUACUUUUGAGACAAUUGCAACUAACAUAGCAGCUUAUCCAGAAUUGCAUCCACGGCAACCAAAUGCAGGACGGCCACAAAUUUCAAUAGAAAAAGAUCUGUUGAUGGGUUUAUGGUAUCUUGGCUCGCAAGAGACGGUCAGGUCUAUUGCAGACAGAUUUGACGUAUCACUAUCAACCUUCAACGACCACAACAGGAGACUUCUGGAUGUGUUUACUUUGCACCUGAAAACAAAAUUCAUCUCUGGUAGCGGGACUGCUAAUGGUCAAAGUGGCUACGUAGGAAGUAGCGGGGACGCUCCUCCACCUCUACCUCCACCUCCAUUUCCAAUGUAA